CACGUGACCCACCCCCAGCAUAGCGAAAACAAAAAUGGCGGCACCCAUACUGAAGUGGAAAAGGGUAACAAACACAACAGGUCCAUGCCCUAGACCUCGGCAUGGGCACAGAGCAGUCGCGAUUAAAGAUUUGAUGGUCGUCUUUGGUGGUGGGAAUGAAGGAAUUGUCGAUGAGUUGCAUGUCUUCAACACCGCAACUGGACAAUGGUUUGUCCCUGCGGUGCGAGGUGAUAUACCACCAGGAUGUGCUGCAUAUGGCAUCAUCUGCGAUGGCACAAGGAUUCUCAUAUUUGGUGGAAUGGUGGAAUAUGGGAAAUAUUCCAAUGAAGUUUAUGAGUUGCAAGCGAGUCGCUGGGAAUGGAAAAGAUUGAAGCCAAAACCACCAAAAAAUGCACCACCACCAUGUCCAAGACUUGGUCACAGUUUCACACUGAUUGGGAACAAAGCCUAUCUUUUUGGUGGUCUAGCCAAUGAUAGUGAAGACCCCAAGAAUAACAUACCAAGAUAUUUAAAUGACUGUUACACCCUUGAAUUGAAGCCAAAUAGUCAUGCUAUGACAUGGGAUCUCCCUCUGACCAAUGGGUCACCCCCUCCCCCCAGGGAGUCUCAUUCUGCAGCUGCACAUACAAACAAAGAGACCAAGAGAUCACGUUUGUUUAUAUAUGGGGGCAUGAGUGGUUGUCGCCUUGGGGAUCUAUGGCAAUUAGAAGUUGAUACAUUGACUUGGUGCAAGCCUGUGUUACAAGGCAUAGCCCCACUCCCCCGUAGCUUGCAUUCAUCUACAGUCAUUGGAAAUAGGUUGUUUGUGUUUGGUGGCUGGGUACCUCUUGUUAUGGAUGACGUCAAGGUUGCUACACAUGAGAAGGAAUGGAAAUGCACAAACACACUGGCCUCACUCAACUUAGAAUCUAUGACUUGGGAGCCCCUUGCUAUGGAAGUGUUUGAAGAUGCCCUCCCCAGGGCCAGAGCAGGACAUUGCGCAGUGGCUAUUAACACACGUCUCUAUGUAUGGAGUGGACGUGAUGGAUACAGAAAAGCAUGGAAUAACCAAGUCUGCUUUAAGGACCUCUGGUUUCUGGAAUCAGAAAAGCCUCCAGCCCCCACAAGGGUCCAGCUAGUCCGUGCAAGUACAGCCACCUUAGAGGUUUGUUGGGGAGCAGUUCCUACAGCAGAUGCCUACCUACUGCAAUUACAGAAAUAUGAUAUACCCCCAUCAACAUCAGCUCUAACCCCCACCAGUGUGUCCAACACUGCCAGUAACCCCCUGGCCAAGGCCCUCAGUCAAUCUCCACAGAUCACUAUGGUUCGAGCCCCAGGGCAACAGAUAAUACGUUCAGGGAUCACCCCAGCUGGCCAUAUUUCUAUGACACCACCAGGACAAAGACAAGUGCAUGUACAGCGUCAGAAGUCUCCCAUAACUGUUGGAGGUGGUCUUCAAGGCUUAAAGGUCAUCAGUGCCUCAUCUGGUCAACAAGUCAUCACAAUGCAGAGGUCUGCUGCUACCACAGCGACAACGCAGAUGAGUGGCAUCGCUGCAUUAGCUGCAGCAGCAGGAGCCAUGCAGAAAAUUAGCACUCCUGGCUCUGUUGUAACCCCAACACCAUCAAACACAGGAGUCAAGGUGCUCACACCAACCAUCGUAACCCCACAGGGGGUCAAGGUCAACCAGGUGCAAAAAGGUGCCACCCAGACAUAUACAACACCAUCAGGGCAAACCAUACAGCUGCCUCAAGGGACCACAAUACUGAAGACAAACGCCCAGGGUCAGGUGGUCAGUGGUGGAGCCCAGGGCAAGCAAAUCAUUACAGUGAGAAAAUCUGGAGCAAGUACUACACAGCCUCAGAUCGUAACAUUAGUUAAGACUACACAAGGGAUGACGGUUGCUUCGAACAAGACUCCCAUACCACAAGGUGCUACAAUAGUGAAGCUGGUCACAAGCCAGGCAGGAGGACAAGGCAAACCAACCACAAUCAUCACAACCCAAGCUGGCUCUACACCUAGUAACAUUAUGGGAAUCAGCAGUGUACAACCACAGACUACAUAUUCCUCACCUAAGACCAUAAUAAAAACACAUCCGCAACAAAACAUAGUCAACCUUGGAAAAUCAGGCAACUUCACAGGCACUUCAACCAUAGGGGGAAAACAAACCAUCGUCAUAGCAGCCCCCAAAUCUGGGUCUACUGUCAGUGGUACUCCAACCAAACUUAUCUCAUCAAUGCCGAAACUUGGUGGUACAUCACAGAACCAAACUCAGUUUAUUGUUGUGUCUAGGCCUAGUGGCAUGGCCACUUCUACCAUUGGAGGUACUAGGUUUGCCACUGCUGGGGGUAAGCCUAUCAAGAUCCAGACAAUGCCAGGGGGAGGUCAGAGAAUCAUCACCAGCAGUAUUGGACAGGCAGGAAAGCCAACUAUUACUAUAGUUAACACACAAGCCUCAGCCUUAGCUGCAUCAUUACAGAGUCCACUAAUGUCCACUACCACUAUGGGCAACAGUACCUCCAUUACACACGCUGUAGCCAACCCGAAUGCAAUCCUUGCUGAGACCACUGCAGCCACUGAAUCUAUUUCACAACCCUCUGACAUUCCCCAGUUUGAUGGUGCUAAUGAUACACCUCCACCAGAAGAUAAUGAAGCUGAUGCUGGAGAAGAGGACCAGCCACAGCAAGAAGAGGAGCAGCCACAACUUCAAGAGGAGCAGCCACAACUGCAAGAUGAAGUGGAACAGCUCAGUACUGAGGCUCUUGCUAACUUAGAAGACCCAACUGCUAUACCAUUGGAGAGAGCUGAUGAGGCAAUGGAAACUGACCUUGAAGCUGUAAAGGAUGAGAUUAAGGAAGAGGAGGUUCAGUUGCCAGAGCAGGCACAGCAACUAGAACAACCUGACCAACAACAAAUAGAGGAUGAUGUUCCUCUAGCUGAAGAUCCCCUUGUCAGUCAAGAUUCCAACCAAGAUAUGUCCGACCCUCUGACCACACUCGCAUCAGCAGCUAUCAGCACAGCCCUCACUGCAACCACGAACAGCUCAGUGAAUAAAGAGCAGAAUGAGAAUGGUAUUAAUGGUGUAGAUGAAAACAAAGAAGAUAUCAAACCUGAAGAUGUAGAAUCUCUAAAAGGCACACCAGGCAAGAAGGAUGGGAACCAAUGGUACGAUGUUGGUAUCAUCAAGCAGACAUCCUGUGUUGUGUCCCACUAUCACCUCCCAGCUGAAGCUGGAGCUAAUGGAGAUGUGAGUCAUGAUAUUGAUGUAGUCAGUGUACCAGAUCACAGUGUAUUAAAGCGACAAGAGCUUCUCCCAGGGACAGCGUACAAGUUCCGUGUUGCGGGGAUUAAUGCAUGUGGCAGAGGGCCAUGGAGUGAAAUCUCAGCCUUUAAGACCUGUCUCCCUGGCUAUCCAGGUGCUCCCUCAGCAAUCAAAAUUAGCAAGAGCGUAGAUGGCGCUCACCUGUCUUGGGAACCCCCACAGAACACGGCUGGUCGCAUUACAGAAUACUCAGUAUACCUUGCUGUCAGAAACUCAGCCUCACAGGUGGAACAGAAGCCCGGGGGUCCAGCACAAUUGGCGUUUGUCCGAGUCUUCUGUGGCCCCACCCCAUCAUGUGUGGUAACUACAGCCUCACUGGCGUCAGCUCAUAUCGACUAUACAACUAAACCUGCCAUAAUCUUCAGAAUCGCAGCCAGGAAUGAAAAGGGAUACGGACCAGCUACUCAAGUCAGGUGGCUUCAAGAUGCAGCCAUGGGUCCAGUGACAACAGGAAAGGUUGCUGUGAAGAGAACUAUGCCAUUGACUGAAGCAAGGAAUAACGUUGGUCAAGUUGUAAAGCGGGUGAAGAUAGAAGGUUCUGGUGACAGUUAACAACUCAGAUCUCUCAAAAAUACCAUAGAGACUAUAUUUUUAAUAUUCCACCAAAGCCAGUGCUAUGCUAAGGACAGAGACUGGAAGACAUUUUGUACAGAUAUAUUAUAAUGAAUGUUGAUCUGUUGUAUUCAAAUGUAAAGACUGGAAGGUGAGGUAGUGAAGUUAUGAUAAGUCCAAUAUGUUAUCUCCUUGUAAAACAUGUUACCUCCAAGUACAAUUUUUUAAGUAUUGAGCUGGUUGAUAACGAUGAAAUUUCCCAAAAUGAAGCCUUAAUGUUGUAAAAUGAUGAUCGAAAUAACAUGACACCCAUAAACACAAAAUGAAUUGGGACAUCUUCUAACGUUGUUUUCCACUCUCAUUAUUAUCCUUAUACAGGCUGACCCAAAAACAUAGCCCAUAACUUUUAUUCAAUGUUCUGCUUUUUGGGUCACCCUGUAUAAGACAGUAUGACUUCCACUGUACAUAAAUUUCAUACAAGGGAUUGAAGUUGCGAGGAGUAUCCAUAUUUAAUGAAAUUCAUGCCUCUAUGUAAAUAGUGUACCAUAGAAUAAAAUCACAUGUUACGAUAUAUAUAUAUAUGUAUAAUUACAAUGUUGUACAGAGCGUCUGGGCUAAAGGUUUAUAUGUAUGAAUAUCAAUAUUUUGCGGUUUUGUUGAAUAAUUAAAUGUACAUAAAAGCUUUGCUUUAAGCUAUUGUCAAUGUUUAGUGCAAAUGGAAAAGGAAGUGUCUGACAAACCAGCUUGAAUUUUGAGCCACUGAUAAUAUUUCCCUUCCAUUGGUGGUCUGUUUUGGUAAAUUUACAAACACUUACCUUGUAAUAUGCCAAGAUUUUAGUUGAAUACACAGAAGAAAUCACUGCUUUGAAGUUGAAAAUCUGAAGGGCACGUGCUCUUAUAUAUACUCAUUCCAUGGGAUCUAAUAGAUUUAUUGCCAGUAUGUUGUAUUGUGUUAAUGCCUAAAAUAAGUGCCUACCCUAGUCCGGUGAUGUCAAAUCUAUCUGAAAUACUCACAUUUUGUAGCAGGCAUCGUCUCCAGAUGGCGGAAGCCGGAAACCCGAGAAUUUAAUUCCUAUAGAAUAUUCUGCAAUAAGCAUGAUGCAGAGAAAGGUAUCUGUGAUGAAACUGUGUUUUAUACUAUUAUUUAGUAUUAGAUGGUUCGUUUCUGUGAAUUGCUUGCUUGUAAAUAAACUAAAUACAGGUAGACCUUGUAGUAGGUUAUUAUUUGUAUAUUGAUUAUACAAAAUUGGAAUGAUUGAAAUGAUGAAAUAAGAUUUAGUAAUUAUAUACAGAUUGACCUAUUUUAUUUUUUUGUUGAGAAAUGAAGUGUGUAAAACAUUUAAUUAUGGGCCUAAAUAUACUUAAUAUUUUAACAGCCUAGAUUUUGACGUCACAAUGAAAUAUGUUUGAUAAUAACGGAAUGGUAAAUCUACAAUGAUGUGAAGGUUACUAAGCAUGUAGAAUGUGACAUGGGUAAUUGAACUUAUAUAAUAAAUACUUUUGAUUUAACUACUUGUAAUACAAUAAUCCAACAAGCCAUUUCUUUUAUCUUGCGUACAUAGUGCGAGAAA
Owenia fusiformis is the source of this 5424-nucleotide messenger RNA. Lineage: Eukaryota; Metazoa; Annelida; Polychaeta; Sabellida; Oweniidae. The record is from the annotation of a GenBank genome assembly.